AAAAUUGAACACGAAACUGACGCCUCGCCGGAAAAAGGCCCUAAAGUUGGGAAAAUCGUGGAAAACUCGCAUUUUUCUCCAGGGAAAACAAAACACCUUCCCGGGCGACUAUUUGAAAUUAAGAAUUUCAUCGAAAAACGUGCAGGAAAUGUGAUAAAAUAGUUCCAGAAGUAAACAAAAAAUUAAAAUGGUAUUGCUGGCCCAAGGGCCGUGGCCCUUUACGAAUGAAAAUGUGCUUGAAUCGAAAAUAAACUCACAAUCCUACAAGAAUAAGCAGAACUAUCCUCGAGACUACUUCAAUCGCUUGUCCGUCUUCGAGAAUCCAUGUCCAGCAUUCGUACUAGGCGUGCACUAUUUUAAAGAAACCCGGAGUCAAAGUUUGAUGGGCCCCCAAGUGGCGGAGGCCCCGCUUUUUUUCGCUGCAUGGAUUCAAUGAAACGCAACGAGGCAAACAACAGCAGCCACCAUCAAACCAAGGUGGUCUUCAUGAAACAAGUAGCUGAUACUAAAAACGAAAGAGAUCUAUGCAAAAUCAGUGUCAGCGACAUUGGCAGCAGUGAGACAAUCCUUGCAGCAAAAAGUGAGAGUAAGAGCAUCAAGAACAGUUUUUGCCAUUCCGACAACGCAUCAGUUGCAGGAAGUAGGAAUAACCAGCUACAUACAACAAUUCAGCAACCUCAUCGAUCGGCAGCGACAUCAAUCGUGCUUGUAAAGACAUUGCCGGAAAAAUACAAGGAUUCUGAUACAAGGAUUGGCGCGAUCUUACCUCCAUCAGCAGCCAUCAGUGACAUAAAAGAUUCCAACUUUGAUGACGACAACGAAUGGGAUGUAGGCAUUAGUGAUCUGAUAAUAGAUCUAGACGCCGAUAUUGAAAAAACUGGUUUAAAUCAACUUCAGCAGCAGCAACAAUACAUCCAUUUGAAUCAGACACAGCAGCAAGUUAUCGAAAAAGUAGUUUCUAAAAGCAUACAGACGUCUGUGGGUGCUGGUGGACUACAGCUAGCUGAAGACGCAGUGCCAGGAUGUUCCGACAUCCCGAAUGUUAGAAGCACAACCAAAAAUACUAACCAUUUUCGGGCAUCCUUUGACGACACUAUUAGUAACUUGACUGCUGAACAUUCACUUUCAGAGGACGGACAUAUUGUGACUAGUUCUGUUGAUGCAAAUACCAGCAGUUCUAAAGGGCAUCAUCACCGUCAUAAACAUCAAAGCCACCAUCAUCGACAUAAGCAUCUAUUGUCUAGCGAAAAAAGUGAAGAAGAUUCAUUAUUUAAGACAACUCAACGGCCCGUUAGCAACAGUCCAACGACAGUAACAAAAGCUGAUUGUCGUACUAGUGACAGUAACGUAAAUACCGAAUCCUGCUUGUCGCAAUUAGUUUUGACAACAAACCAGUUAGAUAGUAGGAAGGAAGUGCCUAACGCUAACUCUGGCAUUGAACAGCAUACAUUCUCCAGCGGAAGCGUUCGCGAUAAAGUCUCCGGAACGAUCCAACCCAAAACUAGCAACGAAAUUACGCUCUGUAGUACCAUUGUCACAAUGUCUUCGACUACAAGCAGUUCGAGUAAAUCAACGACGAAAUUGUCUGUUGAUCAUCAAGCAACACUGGAUAAAGGAUUAAAGAUGAAGAUAAAACGUACCAAGCCGGGAACGAAAACAUCCGAAGCAAAGCAUGAAAUCGUUAAGUCUGAUCAGAAUGGAACGACUCCAACCACUGCCACCCUGACUUGUAGCAGUGUAUGUUCGAUUUCCAGCGCCAGUUCGGUUUUGGGAAAUGCGUUAUCGUCGCAAACUACCGCAACUAGCGGCGUGACGACUACAUCGUCGAGCACAACGCAAUCAUCUCAAAGCAUUGUUGUUGCGAACAUGAAUGUUAGUGCCACAACAGUUGCCGUAACACACUCAGUAAAAGCUGCUGAUAAUGCGAGUAUGCCUGCUGUUCUCAACACAACUAAUAACAGCAGCAGUAAUACUGGCAGUAGCAUAAUCAGUAAUAUUGCAGUUACGAAUACAACCGCCAGCCCCGCUACAAAUACAACCCACUUGCUAGGGAUAGGAGGUGGUACAAUGGUUACUGGACAAAGUGUAAAUUGCAACAACAAUGCAAAUGGAAAUAUUGGUAAUUCUGGAACCAUAACUGUUAGCAGUAAUACUGUCGCCAACUGCAAUAUCAGUACAAAUAGUAACAGCUGCAUAGUUGGAACAAACAAUAGUAACGGUAACAACAGUAAAAAGCAUUCAUCUCAAUCUACCAGCAAUACUGCCAACGCUAACAGCACCAUUAAUACAAUCGGUCAGAACAAUGCUAAUCAGCAGCAACCGAUUCAUUGCUCGAGCAUGCAUAGUUCACAACAGCAAUCCCAACUCCAAACCUCCAAUAAACGCAGUAGCAGUAGUCACCGGAGAGAUAAAGGUAAAGAUAAGACUACACAUCACAAUCAGCGGGAUAAAAGUGAACUGGUACCACAGCAGCAGCAGCAACAACAACACCAGCAACAGCCACAGCAACACCUAUCGCAACAGCAGCAGCAAUAUCAACAACAGCAGCAACAACAACAACAGCAACAGCAUCAACAACAAGAGCAGCAGCAGCAGCAAAAACAACAACAAGAGCAGCAGCAGCAAAAACAACAACAAAAACAGCAGCAGCAACAACACGAACAGCAGCAACAACAGGAAAAGCAGCAACAACAGGAACAGCAUCAGCAGCAGCAGCACCAACAGCAGCAGCAACAACAGCAGCAGCAACAGCAGCAGCAGCAGCAGCAGCAGCAGCAGCAGAAGAAUCAAAAGGAACAGCAACAGCAGCAGCAGCAACAGCAACAACAACAGCAACAGCAACAGCAACAGCAACAGCAAAAGGAACAGCAACAGGACCAGCAACCUCCGCAGCAACCUCCGCAGCAACAGCAGCAACCGCAAACGCAGUCACAUCUACAGCAGCCGCGGCCGCAGCAGCAACCACACCAGCAUCAUCAUCACCACCACCAACAUCACAGUGGCAUCACAGAGGAUAGUGGUUCUAGUGACAAGAUCAAUCGUUCCUCCUCCAUUAGUAGUAGCAGUUGCACCUGCUCCUCUUAUAGUCAAGCGAAUGGUCUUGUCCAGCAACAGCAAACACCUUGUUCCAACACAUCUUGCAUUUACUUAAAGAGCACGUUUGGUGAAGAGAGUGGACCAAGCGAGGAUACAACGAUCAUAGCGACGCAAAGAUUAGGCAAGAUAGGGUGUGGCACAGGUGGUAACAGUAAUAGUACAGUAAUGACUUCUGUUGGAUCAUCUGUUGCUUCUAGUAUAGUCAACAGUAAUAAUAAUACUCUCAAUGCAUCCGGGUCACCAUUGUACGUUAAAGAUGUGUGCAAGACGAUAAACAUUACAUCUUCCGCCAUUUCCUCACAAAACACCAUCUCAUCAAGUGUAAACAGUAACAGUUUAAUAGGCAUUGCCGGUGGAAAUAGUAAUUAUUCCACAAGUUCGAUGGUCUCUAAGGUACAUCUGCAAAAUUCAUUACAGGGUAUUGGCGAUGUAAAUACGAAUAAGGCCAAUAGCAGUAACAUGAUAGUUUCUUCUGGAACGCUCUUGUCAAGUGUCGGAACAUCAGUUAGCCCUGGUUUACAUACACAGGAUGGUAAGAUGUAUGGUUCCAGCCCACCACCCGCCAAACGUCAUAAAGGAGAUCGAAAGGACAUGGUAGACGUUUGCGUGGGAACAUCAGUCGGAACCAUCACAGAACCAGACUGUUUGGGACCCUGUGAACCGGGUACUUCAGUAACGCUUGAAGGCAUCGUAUGGCAUGAAACGGAAGGUGGCGUUUUGGUUGUAAAUGUGACCUGGCGAGGGAAAACCUACGUUGGUACGCUUAUCGACUGUACCAAACAUGACUGGGCACCACCAAGAUUUUGUGACUCUCCAACGGAGGAAUUAGAUUCGAGGACACCGAAAGGCCGUGGCAAACGAGGCAGAAGCAGUGCAUUACUGCCAUCAAACGAUCUUAGCAAUUUUACGGAAACUAGAAGUUCGAUGCACAGCAAACUGAGAAAUGGAGGCUCCAAGGGUCGAGGGGGCCGUGGAGGGGUUAUAGAAACGAAUUCAGCAAAACUUCAACCUGGAACUGCAGGUGCUAAUGUGCUUACUCCAACCAAUGUCAGCUGUACCCCAACCAUUGGGCCUAACAAUACUCCUUCAACGUCGCCGAUAGCGUUCCUACCACCGCGAGCAGAGAAACGCAAAUCAAAAGACGAAUCUCCAUCUGCGCAUGCUGCUGGUAAUGGUAGCUCGGGAGCUGGAUUUGUAAUUGGUGGCGGAAGCCUUGCUGUUAGUAGCAAUGCUUCUAUUGGAAACAAUGUGAUAAACCCUACAAAUUUGAGUACUGGAAAUUCCUCCGAUAAAGUUAUGAAUGCUGGUUUAAACAACGGUGGCUGCGGAGAUGGGAUGAUGACUAGCGGAACUCAGUAUGCCAUUGCUAGUUCUGUAGUAGGAAUCAAUGUUAAUGUUGGUGGUGCAGGAAAUCCUGUCGGCAAGAAAAGCAAAGUCAGUACGUCGCCAUGUGCUAUUUCACCAGUUCUUUUAGAAUGUCCUGAGCAAGAUUGCAGCAAAAAAUACAAGCAUGCAAACGGUUUAAAGUACCACCAAAGUCACGCGCACGGAGGCAGCGCAUCAUCGAUGGAUGAAGAUUCUAUGCAGGCUCCAGAGUCACCUCAACCGACUAAAACGCCACCGUCGCUGCCAGUUAUUUCUCAACUUGGAGCAGCAGUGGGAACGUGCAGUGGAUCUCAGUCAAAUCUACCGACCGAUAACCUUUUGUCAAACCCAGAAACAAGUGCGCUAGCGGUUUCCAGUAACAAUGAGUUGGUAGUUGCUUUAUCAACCACAACAACGAUAGCUGGCGACCAAAAUCCUAUUGCUGUUAGCUCGGCUGUAAUUGUAUCAACAGUGCAAUCUGGUACUGCUUCAGGCAUUUCAACUUCGUCUAGUCAAUUGCCACAACAAAGCAUAGGAUCGAAAUCUUCGCAAACAAUGUUGGUUACAACGGCACAAGCUGCCUGUCACACCUCACCAAGCUUAAAUGAUGGUGAGAAUGCCGUCGCUAACACGAUAGGAGGCAUUUUAUCCCAACAACCCCAUACCUCUGCGGAUCAGUCAGGUACAAAAAAGGAUCCAUCUGAAGUGAAUGAUAGUAUCGAUAGCAAUGCAGCCGUGGAUACAAAUAUGGGAACGAUAUCCUUGAAUGGUUCUUGCAUUAUUGUUCAACUUUCAGAUGAGGCGGAUGUUUCUGCAAAGUUGGGAAUUGGCACGGCCUCAAAUAGUAGAUCAACUAGCGUGGCAACACUACUCUCGGUUUCUACUGCCGGUGACGCUACAAAAACUCCGAGCAAUUAUGUGAAGCAAAAGAAGAUACGGAAGUCACCCGGUCCCUCUGAGUAUGAUGCAAUGACCUCAUCGGCAAAUAAUCGUACAGAAGAUGUACAAAGUCCAGCUUACAGUGAUAUCAGUGAUGAUUCCACACCAGUCACGGACUUGACCGAAAUGCCUGUCAACAGUGGAGAAGGAAGUGAAAAAUCUAAAGGAUCUCACGUAGCUGACACAUCCGUCACGCGAAAAUCAAAUGAACUGCCAGGUAAUGGUGUAAACAAUGCAGCAAACAGCACUUCAACAGCAGUUGGUCCGUUAGGACAACUGGCGGGAUACGGUCUAUAUCCUUUUUAUUCUGGGUUGCCGCACCACCAACCACCUACAGUAGGAGGUUCGUAUUUUCAAACGGCACCAGAUCUAGGUUCAGGUAGACCUCCUGCUCCGCCUUCGACGACGAUUAGUACGGUAGUAUCGCACAACAUUCCGACGAGUAUUGCAGGUCCAGGAACAGCAUCAUCCAGUGGCGCAAUUGAAUAUAGUAAAAACAAGGAACCUCCUCUGGAUCUUAUCAAUAAACCUAGUGUUGGUUGUUCGUCGCAACUUUCAUCGCAUCAACCACAAAUUGCGUCUUCGGCGUCCGCACCACCAACAUUGACGCCGGGAAGCACAACGCCCAACACGGAGGUUCCCCGAAGUAUAGCGAUAAAUUCUUCGGUGGUGGGAAUGCAACAUCAAGGAGACAUCAAAGAUGUCACUAUUUUGAGUUCUGGUCCUCUAUCAACACCUCCUGGAAGUAAAGUGCUACAGCAUUAUUAUCCAUAUGGCUAUGUAGCGUCAGGCUAUAGUUAUCCAGGUCUGGAUUCCGGCUAUGGCUCAAUAUCAGCAAUGACAGAAGAAUCAAAACAUAACUCGAUUGGCAGCGUGAAAGAGGAACGAUUCAAGGAGAGCCAAGGCACACAAGGAAUGGCAACUAAAAUAAUCAAAUCCGAAUCAUUAAAAGAUAUUAAGACUGAGCCAGGGCUAAGCGUUGGUACACAUCAGGGCACCGGAUUGCUUACGAAGGAACAUUCGUUAACGAGCCUAAACUCGCCACAACCACCCCCUCCCUUACCACCACAAUCACUAGGACCUUAUGGUAAUAUAUUUCAGCGCCACGGUUUAAACGCAACAUCCCCGACUGGUGCACCGCCACCAGGCCCUGCGUCGCAUAUGUCCACUAGAGAUGAAGAUUUGCGGAGAUUAUUCAGUUAUUCCGACCAACGGCGCGUUUCAUCAGGUGGUGGUAAUGGGACGUCAUCCGGACAUCCGAUAGCAACAGGUCUUAACCCAAAGGAAGAACCACAUUCUCCGUCAUCACAUACGACUCAAUCUCAACAACAGCAACUUAGUUUACAUGGACAGUCUAUGCUGGCAGUAAGUCAGUCAAGUGGGAAGAGUUCGAAAUCUUCUUCCUCGUCUCUGCAAAGUACCUCGUCCUCGUCCGUCAAAGGCAUGGGGAAAUCUUCGGAUGGUAGCAGCAUAAAGUUGCAACAAGAUGAAAAAGAGACUAAUGUAAAGGUCAAGCAAGAAGGUCAGAAACCAACAAUGGAAACUCAGGGACCACCGCCACCGCCCACGUCACAAUAUUAUUCUCCAUCGUUGUACAUGAGCGCAGCUCCGUUUGGUUUCGAUCCCAGCCACCAGAUGUACCGACAAAUGCUGGUUUCCACAGCACCCUAUAAUGCGCCACCGUAUCACUUGCAAAUUCCUCGUUUUAACCAUCCACCAGAGGAUCUUUCGCGGAACCAAAGUACAAAGGCCUUGGACCUUUUGCAGCACCAUGCCAACCAAUACUACAACUCCCAUAAGAUUCACGAGUUAGGUGAGCGAGCACUAAAAAGUCCCAACAGCAGCACCGUCAAAGUAAGCGUAUCCAAUUCCAAUCUCUCCCAGCAACCAAGCUGCCAAAAUCCUAAUUUAUGCAUUCCUCCGCCAAACAAUAGUAGCACUGGGUUGUCAUUGCAGCAACAGCAAUCUGUUGCUGUUGCACAGCAACAACAGAAUUCAUCGUCUAAUUCCACUGGUAGCGGGGGUGGGGGUGCUGGCGUUGUUGGCAGUGUUGGUUGUGGCGGUGGUGUUAGUGGGGUGGGUGGUGGUAGCGGAAAUGGUAGUAAUGGUGGAGGUGGUAAUGGUAGUGGCAGUGGACUACCCCCAUUGCAGCAAACAUCAUCACAGCAGCAACCUCUUAAUUCUGCAGGAACCCUUAUGCAAGGAUCGUCCGUGACUAAUAAUGGCCAAGGUAGUAACGGUAGCGGUGGUGGCGUAAACAAUAGUUCGACAGGUAUUAGUAGCAGCGGUGGAAGUGGCGCUAAAGAAUGCGCACAUAACAUGGAUCAUCAGGGUAAUACAAGCGGCGUUAACUCACAACAACAACAGCCAUCGGCAACAAGUGGCCAAUCAAUGACUGGUAGUGGCAACAACAAUGUGAGAAGUCCGCCACCGCAACGACAUGUUCACACACAUCACCACACACACGUUGGCCUUGGUUAUCCUAUGUUUCAGGCUCCUUAUGGUGCAGUUUUAGCGAGCCCCCAAGCCACUGCUGUUACUGUGCUAAGUCCAUUCCAAACCGGACCAACAGCAAAAUGAAAGUAAAUAUUAUUAUGGAAUUUUAUAUGUUAAUUAAACAGAGCUUUUUGCUUUAUGUUUGGCGUUUGUGUGAUAUUAGAACGUACUAUGUACUUACAAUUUAGAUGAUGCGCUGGAAAUAUGUUUUAAUUUGCUGUAAUAUGAUAUUCUUUGCGAUUAUACAGAGCCCUUCUCAAUGUUCAUCUCGCCAUACCCUUGCAGGACUACAACAUAACCGAAUGAAAUAUUAAGUGGCUAGAACAGUGCCAAGACAAAUGACAAACUUCGGAAGUCGUCGUCAGAACUCUUGUCAGAUAUCUUAAAAUAAAUGCUGCAAGUAAUUAGUCUAAUGCAAGUAGCUCGUAACGUUGUCACCAUCACGUCAUCAUCAUCAGUGUUACAAAAUUACAGGCCGAAAACCACAGUUACGGUUUGUGAGGAGUAAAAAUGUAACUUCCAUAAACAAGGUGAUAUUCCUGUUUAUAUUAGACGCGUCGAGAUAACAAGAAAAUGUACAGACAAAAAAAAAUCUGUAGCAAAAUAGAAAAUGUGUGGACGUUAGGUACCCAUCUUAUUACUGAAAAAGAGUAUCGGGUAUAUUUUAGAUCUAUUUCGGGGUACAUUGUAGAAAAGCCAUGUAACAGCGCUUGAUUUGUUCGAAUUAGUAAUGCGGUUAACAUGUUAGCUUCUGUCCCGCAUGACGCUUUUCAGGUUCAUUUCAACAAAAUUGCGCAAUUGUUAAAUAUUUUUGUAAUAAAAAAGCUUCACAAGGGCAGUACUAACGCGCAAACUGAACAAAAUAACCGUUGGAAUGUAUAUCUUUGUAAAAAGUAUAUAAUACGGUACCCUUAAAAUCCAAAAGCAUAAGAAAAGAGCAGGCCAUGGGAGCAAACAUCGUAAGUUAAGAAUCAUUCAAUGUAAAAUAUAUGCAACUUAAGUGUCGAAUAAGAUAAUUUAGAACAUAGAAGCAAUUCCGGUUUUGUGAUUUGACCAUAGCUCCAACGAUACGAUAAGUUGAAGAAUCGCUACGAAUAUAUCAGUUAAGGUGCUGACAUAAAGAAUCACAUUGUAUUCUACAAUAUGAGGCAAGGCAAUUCGAUACACAAUGGAAGUCACUCGAAAAAUGGAGGCAAGUUGUUUAAAAGAUUCCGUAAGAUCAAAGAAUGAUGUCUCAGUUUUCCAUGCUCAAACAGUGGUAAUUCGGAGAAGACUGGGUAGUUUGAAUCAAGGAUGUAAAGAAAGAGACGUUACCCUUUUUAAAAAAGAUAAUGUAAAUUGUACAUCCGUACAACGUAAUACAAUAUUUAAAAAAUGUAGAAAUUAUUAUUUUUCUGAAGAUUAAACGAUUUCAAAUUUUAUUGAUUACUAAGCCGCAUUUUCCACCAUAUACGCGGCUGUGGUCUUCUUCGUUUGAUAUGUAUUUUUUUUUGUCAGUGAUGAAUAUAAUUUUUAACCUCUUCGUGAUGUUUCAUAAGGUAUCAACGUUACUCGAGAGAUGCGAGACGAAAUUUGUGUAUUUUUGUAAAUUUUGAAAAGUUUGUUGUAUCGUUUUUUUAUCGAUUUUUAGAUUCGCUACCUACCAUACGCCACGUCACUUAUCUGAUCACAGUUGAAAACGAUACAGCCCAUUAUGAACAGAUCGGCGUUAUGCAAAUGGAAAAAAAAUCGAUUGGAAUUUAAGGGCGUAUGAGUGAAAAUACAUUGUUAAAAAUUGCUUUGUCGACGGAAGUGCUAACAAACAUAUUCGCGUGAAGUAACGCACUCCCAGUUAUUAGCGAACUAACCGAAUCAACAAAGCGUAUGUAAAAAAUCUUAAUGAAUCAUUAUUAUCAUGAAACGAUUAAUUGUAACAAUAAUAAUCAUAAUUAUAAAGCGAGAAUAAAGCGUAUAGUAGACGUAGGGCAUAGACGUAAACUGAUGAAGGAAAUGAAAUAUGCUAUAUCUGAAAUAAGAUGGAUAUGUUCAUUUACGAACAAAAUCCGUGUUGUAAAAACAAAAAUGCAUACAAUCUCUCUCUCUCUCUCUCUCUCUCUCUCUCUCUCUCCCUCCCUCUCUCUCUCUCUCUCUUCCUCUAUCCUCUCCUAUAUUAUAAUAAAGAAUAUACGCGUACGUUCUAUACCAGAGUACAUUCCCAGUGUUGCAAAAAAAACAAUCUGAAAAAAAUAACAAGAACUAACUGGGCAAAUACAGCACAACAAGUUUAAUAAACCAUUAUAAUUGCAAAAUGCUGUGGUCUUUUUAUUCGCAUGCCGCAUUUAACAUACCAUCGUCGUAAUAAUUAUCGAUUUUUCUUCUUUUUUUCAAUCUCAACUAUGUCUCCAACUAUAUAAUACGAAAGUUAUUGAAACCCAUGUGGGUUAAGGGCACCCCAGGAUGCCAGUUCUAGUUUGAUAUUAAAUUUAGAACAAAAAAAGUUGAAUCCUCCACAAAAAUGGUCAAAACUGGGUCUUUGCUUUGACGCGAAUAGUUGAUGCAUAGGCUCUUAAAAGUUCCGAAGAUUUGAUUAGAAAAAUGUUUCUCAACAGUCUAAAACAAUCCGUGCGUAAGCCGAAACACAGGCACUCUGCUUAGGUUUAGUAUAUUUCCGUUAAAAUUAAUUAUGUUGACAAUUCUGCAAAAAGUCUAGAUUAUUUAUUUUAUCAAAAUUAAUGGCGUAUGAAAAUUCAACCCUUGCAGAUUGGUGCAGGUUUAAAGAAAAAUAAUAAACAAGUUCAAAACAGGUGUACAGUAUAUGAUAAUUUUUUACAUUUUGUUUAUUUUGUUACAAUAAAAAAACAUUGGUUCCAAACAUUCUUUCGAAAAAUAAAUAAUAGCAUCGGUAACGGCUUACACCUCGUCGCAUUAUCGUUCUGAGCGAUGUAAGAUUUUUUUUCGAGGGUCAUGGGACC
Anopheles darlingi is the source of this 10847-nucleotide messenger RNA. Its product is annotated as serine-rich adhesin for platelets-like. Gene Ontology annotation, biological process: regulation of transcription by RNA polymerase II. The transcript is spliced from 14 exons. Gene Ontology annotation, cellular component: nucleus. The record is from RefSeq and is a predicted model, not a curated record. NCBI's taxonomy places the organism in Eukaryota, Metazoa, Arthropoda, Insecta, Diptera, Culicidae. The coding region runs from base 424 to 7980 and encodes 2518 amino acids.